CGCGCUUCUCUCUGUUAUCCGGCCCGCCUCUCCGACUGUGUGGCACUGUCGCGAACGGAGCAGUCGUGCAGGCUCCGCCAUGAUGAGCGGUGGAGGGAUCGGGGUGCCGCUAGGCUUCUCCUUGGUGCCCACGUCUGUCAUCCAGAUCACGAACCUCUCCUCGGCUGUGACCAGUGAGCAGAUGCGGACUCUCUUCAGCUUCCUGGGAGAUAUCGAGGAGCUGCGCCUCUAUCCCCCGGACAACACACCUCUUACUUUUUCCUCCAAAGUAUGUUAUAUUAAGUUUCGUGAAGCAUCAAGUGUUGGUGUGGCCCAGCAUCUAACUAACACGGUUUUUAUUGACAGAGCUUUGAUAGUUGUGCCCUGCGCAGAAGGUAAAAUCCCAGAUGAAGCCAAAGCCCUUUCUCUAUUGGCACCUGCUCCUACUAUGACAAGUCUGAUGCCCGGUGCAGGGUUGCUUCCUAUACCUACACCAACCCCUUUAACUACACUUGGUGUUUCACUUGGCACUUUGGGGGCUAUACCAGCAGCAGCAUUUGACCCUAACAUUACAACACUGGGAGAAAUACCACAGCCACCAAUUAUGGGGAAUGUGGACCCAUCAAAGAUUGAUGAAAUUAGAAGAACAGUCUAUGUUGGAAACUUGAAUUCACAGACUACAACAGCAGAUCAGCUGCUUGAAUUUUUUAAGCAAGUUGGAGAAGUCAAAUUUGUGCGAAUGGCAGGUGAUGAGACACAACCAACACGAUUUGCUUUUGUGGAAUUUGCAGACCAAAAUUCUGUACCUCGAGCUCUUGCCUUUAAUGGAGUUAUGUUUGGAGACAGGCCACUGAAAAUAAAUCACUCCAAUAAUGCAAUAGUGAAGCCUCCUGAAAUGACACCACAAGCUGCUGCCAAGGAACUGGAAGAAGUGAUGAAGAGAGUAAGGGAAGCCCAAUCGUUCAUAUCUGCUGCUAUUGAGCCAGAGUCUGGAAAGAGGAGUGAAAGAAAAGGUGGUCGAUCUCGUUCCCAUUCUCGUUCAGAAUCCAGGUCUAGCUCAAAAUCCCAAUCUAGAAGGAAAAGAUCUCACUCAAAACACAGAAGUAGAUCUGGCAACAGAUCACUCUCAAGACAAAAGGACAGACGAAGAUCCAGAAGUCCCCUGAAAAAACGGUCUAGAUCUAGGGAAAGGUGGAGAUCAAGAAGUCGCUCUCAUUCUCGGGACAAAAAAAGAGACAAAGAAAAGGUCAAGGAAAAAGAAAAGGUCAAAGAAAAGGAGAGAGACCAAGACAAAGAGAAGGAGAGAAACUGGGACAAAGAAAAGGAAAGAGAGCGAGAUAAAGAGAGACACAGGGAUAAGGACAAGGAGAAGGACCAGGAGAAAGAACGGCAUAAAGAUCAAGAGAGAGUUAGAGACAAGGAUAGGGAUAGAGACAGGGACAAGGACAGGGAAAAGAACAAGGAGAAGGAGAGGGAAAAAGACAAAGAAGAGGUAGACCAGAACAAGGAAAAAUAUGAUGUUAUGAAAGAGGGGGAAAAGGAUAGAGAGAAGAUUAAGGACAAGGAGGGUGAGAAGGACAGAAGGGAAAAAGGGGACAAAGAAAAGGAGAAAGAUGAGAAGAAAGAGAAGAAGGAGCAAGAAAGAGAAAAAGAGAGAGAUGAUAAAAAAAAGAAAGAGAAGAGAUCCAGAACACCCCCAAGAAGCUAUAGCUCUUCAAGAAGAUCUCGUAGCUCCAGCAGAGAAAGAUGUAAAAGGAAGAGUAGAAGUCUCUCCAAGUCUCCUAAAAUGACCAAAAAAAAGUCUUCACAAACUCCUUCUCCAAGAAGAAACAAGAAAGAGAAAAAAAAAGAAAGAGAUUCAAAUAAUGAAAGAAAAGAAAGGGAACACUUCAAGAAAAAAAUCAGUAAAGUAAAAGAGGGAAAGGAGAAAUCUGACAAAAGCACCACUACUUUGAAGGACAAAGAUCACACUGAAGAGAAUGAGAAUUCAGAAACUGACAAAGAAGUAGGCAAUAGAGAUACAGAAAGGAUUGGUGAAGUCCAACUUCAACAGAAUGGGAACUAUCGAUCAAAUGACGAAAACCAUUCAAUUAAAAUGGAAGAGGUUUAAAGCAAAAAAUGGACCCCUGACUCAACUAAGGGAUGAAAUCUGAAACUUUUUAUUUCCCAGAACAAGGAAGAAAAUAUCAAUGUAAUCAACCUGAACAUGGUGAUAGUACUGGUAGCUCUUCCAAUUCUAGUAACAGUUUUGUCAAUUUCUUGCUGUAAAGCAAGAGAGCACAGACCAGUAGUUAUACCCUGAAAAGGCAGAUGACAUCAGAACUAUUCAUGUCUGAAAAUCCAUGGGUCUCCAUGAUGGCUGUACUUACUUGCAAAAUGAUGUAUGUUAAGUUUUGCCAUUUUCUGUUACAAAUAAGUAGAAACUGAAAGAUAUAAACCUGACUAUCCAAAAAAAGCUGAAUAUAUGCAUUGAAGAUUGUUUAAAGUUCUGCUUGUUCAUGAAUUUUGUAUUGACUUACUUUUCAGGUUAAAAAUCUACAAAACCUUCAAUGUGUACUGUUUGAUGUGCUUCAAAAUGGUGCAUAAAUGUACACAUUUUCUUCUGUUAUAAAUGAAAAUUAUUUUUAAACAUAAACACAGUUUUAUGGUUCUUAUGUUAAAUGCCCACUGACUAGUUUCUUUUUAAUUUGAUUACUUCUUGAGAUUUUUGGAUUUUAUUUAAAAACAAUUUCUUACUGUUAUGCUUAAAAUAAUUAUUUCUUUUAAAGUACUUGAACAAUGCAUGAUACUUUUCUGUUCCAAAAAGGAACAUGGCUAUGUUAUAGAUAAUAGGUUAGCUUACUGGGUUAUUUUGGGGUUGUUUUGGGUUUUUUUGGGUUUUUUUGUCCUUCCAGAAGUAAGCACAUUUAUAUGAUAUUAUGAUAACUUACAGCUUUGUUUUGAGUUGUACAGCAGUGUGUCUGUUCAGCUGCCAAUAGUACAGGUGCCAUUAUGAAAUUUUUUUUUUCUUACUUGUUUAAAAAACUAUAGGAGCACAAGCAGAAGCUUUAGUGCCUUCUUAAAUAAUGUGGUAUUUUCCAGAAAUGUUUGUGCUAUUACUUAUUUUCAUCUAAAUCUUACAUUAUUUCUAUUGCUAUUUGCCACCACAAUACUGUAGACAAGAAAGCAAGUGUUUUCUCAGAAGGAUUUUUUUAUUCACUUGUUAAAAUACUAAAACUCCAUUUUUAAUUUAUUUUUUUUAAUUACUAGAAGAGAUUUAUAGGUGAAAGCAAAGAUGCAUUUUGGGUACCACCACCGUACAAAAGCAGUAGCUGAAUACAAAGCAUUUUCUGAUCACCUGCAUCCAAGACAGUCCUUUAGACAUUUAAUCUACAUUUGGAUGGCCUUAAUUGUUACCUCUCCGUCAUCAUCUCUGAUACCUGUUGGGUGAUCGACAAGGAAUCAUAUGCAAAGCUGAGGGGAUAAAUAAUUUUGGAAAAUGUUCUAAUUUACACGGGAGUUAUACAGUAGAGAUUCUUUUUUUCAUUCUUUAAAGAAAAAGCAUGUAAGAAGAGAAUGACAAACCAAAUAUUUUUGUCAAGCUAAAACACUGAGUACUUAAGUACCUUGAGUAUUGUGUCCAGUUCUGGGCCCCUCAGUUUAGGAAGGAUUCUGAGACGCUUGAACACGUCCAGAGGAGGGCAACGAGGCUGGUGAAGGGUUUGGAACACAAGCCCUAUGAAGAAUGGCUAAGGGAGCUGGGGUUGUUUAGCCUGUCAAAAAAGGAGGCUCAGGGGAGACCUUAUCACUCUCUACAACUACCUGAAAAGUGGCUGUAGUCAGGUGGAGGUCAGUCUCUUCUCCCAGGCAACCACUGACAGAACAAGAGGACACAGUCUUAAGCUGUGCCAAGGGUAGUUUAAGUUAGACAUUAGAAAAAAAUUCUUCACUGAAAGAGUGAUUGCACACUGGAGUCGUCUGCCCGGGGAGGUGGUGGAGUCGCUGUCCCUGGACGUGUUUAAAAAAAGACAGGACAAGGCUACUCGGUGCCAUGGUUUUGUUGAUGAGGAGCUGUUGGGUUAGGUCAUAGGUUGGACUUGAUGAUCUCAAAGAUUUUUUCCAACCUAGUGCAUUCUGUGAUUCUGUAACAUGGCUUGUACCCUCUGAAUUAAUUUUAUCAGUUUCAUCAUUGUGAGAUUUCUUAAGAGUCAUUCCUUUAAAAUUUAUACCUAAAAUCAAGUAGAUUAUUUUUACAACAACUUAAUACAAUCAAAUACUUGCCUUACUUCAUGGGAAGUUAUUUCCUUCAAUUAAAACAAAAUUAUACCAUAUUGACUAUUUGCUUUCAAUUUGUUUUCAUUUUCCUUUGCAUAAGUAAUUCUUACCACAAAAACAAAAAAGAAGGCAUAUUACAGGGAAUAUAAAAUAACCCAGUUUGAUUGUAAGAUGCUUAAUCACUUUUUUAAUAGGACUUUAUGUUCUUGAGACUGUGUACAUUUAAGACUAUAGAAAAUGCUUUACCAUGUAAAGUAUAGACACUCAUUUUUGUGAUGUUUAAGCCACAUGCUGUUGAUUGGUAAGCAGCUUAUUUUGAUCAAAGAAUGACAAAUUUGUAUGCUUAUAGAAAGACUGUGAAGGACUGUGUCUUACAACAACUGUCUUAUUAAUGAUGUGUAAGUAGCAUAGAGUAAAGAAAU
Messenger RNA from Serinus canaria (Common canary), 4655 nucleotides. Its product is annotated as splicing regulatory glutamine/lysine-rich protein 1-like. Lineage: Eukaryota; Metazoa; Chordata; Aves; Passeriformes; Fringillidae. The transcript has 12 exons. Gene Ontology annotation, cellular component: nucleoplasm. The record is from RefSeq and is a predicted model, not a curated record. The coding region runs from base 80 to 2089 and encodes 669 amino acids. Gene Ontology annotation, molecular function: RNA binding.